This is a messenger RNA of Halteromyces radiatus, 780 nucleotides long. RefSeq lists its product as uncharacterized. The record is from RefSeq and is a predicted model, not a curated record. Bases 128 to 649 code for a protein of 173 amino acids. The transcript is spliced from 4 exons. NCBI's taxonomy places the organism in Eukaryota, Fungi, Mucoromycota, Mucoromycetes, Mucorales, Cunninghamellaceae.
UUUUUUUUAUAUUUCUUUUUUCUUCUUCUUCUUCUUGUUGUUGUUGUUGUCGUUAUUACAACCAUCAUCUACUGAAAAAUAUACUGAACUAUACCUAUAGACGAUACCACUCAGUAUUCCUUUCUUGAUGACUCAACCAACAGAAAGUAAGAAAAGACGACGACGAUGGGGCGAUGACGAAACAGAUGCUCUUAUAAUAGGAUGUAUGAAGCAUGGUGUUGGAAAUUGGCAAGCUAUUAUCAAAGACCCUACACUUACUUUUGAUCGACGGUCUGCAGUAGACUUAAAAGACAGAUUUCGAACGAUAUGCCCUAAACGUGAAUACCAACACCUUUAUACCCAGCAGAAUAUCUCUACGUAUUAUCUUGCUUUUAACACUACUGAACAAAUACCUGUUCACCGAAAAAAACGACGUAUGCGACGACCAUUUAAUGAAGAAGAAGAUCAAGCCUUAUUGAAAGGUGUUGAAAAGUACGGUGUAUCAUGGGCAUGUAUUGCAAAAGAUCCUGAUUUAAAUCUUUCCCAUAGAAAAGGAGGGGAUAUUCGGGAUAGAUUCCGCAACAAAUACCCUGAUCGAUAUGAAGCACUUGGUCUUAGUUUGAAAUCAAGCAAAGUCAAAAAGGAUUCAAGUCAACAAGAAGAAGAAUAACAACAGUGGCAGUUGUCUAUGGUAGGACACGUGCAACCUAUCAUGAUUCCCUUUAGAUUAGAAUCUCCUUAAAUUUUUAGCAGUAAUAGUAUCAAUCAUUUAAAUAAAGGUGUAUCUUGACAAAAAAAAAA